UGAGUUUGUAAACACAUGCAAAUACAGGUGAGCACCACUCGUGGCAGCACUGAGCGCCCGCCGCCGCCACCAACAACAAGGCGCGAGGAAGAAAAGUUACUCGUCAUUUUUACGACCAUAUGCGACGCAAAAGGAAUUAUAUAAUAACCUUUACAUUUCAACUUAAUUUGUCAGAACCCUACUGCGAAUAAUGAAAAUAUGUAAGUAACUGGGCGGCACGGUGGCCGACUGGUUAGAGCGUCAGCCUCACAGUUCUGAGGACCCGGGUUCAAUCCCUGGCCCCGCCUGUGUGGAGUUUGCAUGUUCUCCCCGUGCCUGCGUGGGUUUUCUCCGGGCACUCCGGUUUCCUCCCACAUCCCAAAAACAUGCAUUAAUUGGAGACUCUAAAUUGCCCGUAGGCAUGACUGUGAGUGCGAAUGGUUGUUUGUUUCUCUGUGCCCUGCGAUUGGCUGGCAACCAGUUCAGGGUGUACCCCGCCUCCUGCCCGAUGACAGCUGGGAUAGGCUCCAGCACGCCCGCGACCCUAGUGAGGAGAAGCGGCUCGGAAAAUGGAUGGAUGGAUGGAUACCGGGGCAAGAAUGCCUGUGACCAUCACCAGAGCUCACGGUGUCACCGUGUUCACGCUGACGUCGGACCCCAAAAGUCGCUGUCCUCCUUUGUGCCAAAUCCUCAAGAGCCUGUGCUACAGCCCCUCGUGCUGUGGAGUGUCCCAGCACAUGAGGGCCACCAUGGGGAAUUCUCAAGCCAUACUGGGGGCCCUGCAGAUCGCCGUGGGCUUGAUCACCAUCACACUCGGCGUCAUCCCCAUGUUCGGGGGCUUUGAGGACCCCUGGUGGAACAUGGAUAUGAAUUUGUUCUCCCUCUGGAUGGGAUCAGUGUUUGUGCUUUUCGGCAUCAUCUGCAUUUUGUCUCAGAAUUACCCAAGUCUGUGUCUGGUUAUCAUCAACGUGAUUCUGAACCUCUCUGGCGUGUUAUUCGCCAUCGCCAACAUCAUCCUCUGCGGCAUCAACAUAGGCCUCAUGGACAUGUGGGACGUGUGCGACCCCAGAUAUGACGACCGCUUCAGCUAUGACUGGACCGCUCAGAAGCCCACGCAGAGUCCCAACGAGAAGCUCUUGGAGAAGGAAUGCUUGCAGGGGAAAGAGUUCCUUAAUAUGUUCCUGAGAGGCCUCAACGGCGUUCUGCUGCUGUUGGGAGUCCUGGAGCUGUGCCUGGUGAUCAGCUCCUCCGUCUUGGCCAUCAAGGCACUGAGGAGCAGCGAGAAAGGAUGCUGCAAGAGCCUUGAUGAUCCAGAAGAGUACAAAGUGCUUCCGGAGGAGGACGUUAUCGCCAACCCUUCAGCCUAAAAAGCGGAUACUUCUUCUUUAUACCGCCACUCCACAAUAUUCAGAAUUACACUUUUAGUUUAUAUUUCAUAUACUCAGCAUGUUUGGAAUUGAUAACACAUUUUACAAGUUAAGAUGAACAUCAUUGAUAUUUUGCCAUCUUUUGCACUUGAUUUUAUACUUCAUUAUAGCUUUUCUUUUCUUAGUCUAUUUAUUUUUAUUUUUUUCAAACUCACUGAUUGUAUACUGGAGGGGAAAGAGAGCUUUUUGCAGAAAACAAAAAAAAUCACAUUCUUUCUGUAGGUCUUUAUGUUUUGGAAUAAAGUCAUGACACUUGUU
This is a messenger RNA of Phyllopteryx taeniolatus (common seadragon), 1664 nucleotides long. It is a transcript of the gene tmem176l.4, whose product is annotated as transmembrane protein 176l.4. The record is from RefSeq and is a predicted model, not a curated record. Gene Ontology annotation, cellular component: membrane. The transcript has 7 exons. Bases 549 to 1346 code for a protein of 265 amino acids. NCBI's taxonomy places the organism in Eukaryota, Metazoa, Chordata, Actinopteri, Syngnathiformes, Syngnathidae.